AAUAUCCCAUAAAGGAUCCACAAUUUCCAGCUGGGCGUGGGAGCAACAGCCCCCUGAUUGGAGCAGCAGGAUUCUCUGGGAGGCAGGCGUUGAGCAGAGAGUGGCUGGAAGCUGGUUCUUUGCCAGUCCUACUGUGCUAAAACCGAAAGUGAGGACUUUUUUCUUUCAUCGUUGAUUUUGAAUGAAAACAAGAGUGAGAAAAACAAACCAGCUCCCACUCUCCAGUCCUGAUCAUUCUUUUCGGGGGCUCCUCUUACCCCUUUGUUGCUGGGAAACAAUGGAGCUUUUCAAGUGGAGCCUGAGUUGGAUGUGCCUCCUUCCUUUGCUACAGGUAUCAGAGGGGCAAAGCUUCCUCAUAAAGAACAUCCGGCUGGAAAAAUGCAUCCAGGUCGCCCACCAUGAUAGCGACCAGAUCAGCCUGGCUGAUUGCAAGCUGCACUCCCAGCAGCAGCAUUGGAGGUGGGACCCCAGAACAAAGUCCAUCAUCAGCCUUAAAACCAAACAGUGCCUGACCAUCCACAAGCCACAGGAGUUUGCAUCAGCCUACCUGGAGCCAUGCGGGGACAGGGAGCGCCAAACAUGGGCUUGCAGCAAGAAGGGACACUUGACCUUGCAUGGCCUGGGCUUGCAUCUCAACGCGAAGCAAGGCCACAAGGUCUUUGUGUCCCGGGAGAAAGACAAAUUCAGCAAGUGGAAGACCCUGUCAGAUGAAACUGUCUGUGCUGUCAGCCCCACAGUGGCUCCCAGGCUUGGUGACCUGAUGCAAGAAGCUGUAAAUGCAUUGGUGUGGGUUCACGAAACUAAAACCAUCAGUUCCUCAGCAAAGAUCCACACCAGCUCCAGGGGCUCUCUGCUGGAGUUGCCUGCCUCCACGUUGGCUGAGUUUAACAGCACAGUUCCUCCACCACGGAGCCACCAGAUGCUUCUAGCAAUCGAGGAGGAGGUGCCUGGCCAAUUUAAAAAUCAACCUGGACACCGAGGGAAAGAUGCUGGGGCCAGGUCUACAGCCACCAACUGGAAGACAGCCAUGCUAGUCCUCAGCCCCUUCGCAUUUAUAUUGGGGCUGAUUAUACUGACACUGAACGUUCGUUACAACAAGAAGAAGAAGCUCUCUGCUUUGAAGAGCUACCCAGAGAGCUGCAGCAGAGCUGGCUUACAGGAGCAGUCCCCAUUAAUGGUGACAGCAGGCAGCUGGCCACGCAGCAUUCCAGACUCUUCCCCUUCCUUGCCACACGGGGAAAUACUGAUUGAGUGGAAGGAUGGGACUGUCACUCCCCUUUUUGAUAAUGCUAACUUUUAGAUGGGCUACCUCAGAACUAACUGAGCCCAUUGCUUCUAUGCUGUAGUAUCCUCUGAUAAGAUACUCCCACUGGGAACAAUCUGUCCUUAGUGAAUUUUUUUCAGUAGCCUAAUGGUUUUGGUAGAAACCAGCAAACACUGUUUAACACUUGAGAACAAUCACAUGAUGUGACACAAAGUUGUAGCAAGCAGGGCAAAUUGUGUUCUGUUUGUUGCGAUGCACAGUGCUUAAACUUUCUCAAGAGUUCUGAUUUAUUCUGUAAGGAGACCCAUAUGUAACCACAGAGUGCCUAGCUGGUUUCUAAUGUUCCUUGCCUUUUGCUUUCCUUUGGAUUCUAGCACCACUGAUCACACAAGAAAUGUUAUUCCUCCAAGUCAAAUGGAAAGGUGAAUAAACAAAUCCUGGUAGGUUUGAUUUGACUUCAAAGUGGAAACCUGGAUCCCCAAGCCAGCUACGCGCUCAAAAAGCUGCUCAGUAACUUUGGCCAUAAGAGAAUGUGCCACUUAUCAGCUCCGCCUUCAGCAGCCAAAACCAAAAUGACCGUCCCGGACAUUCUCCAGCCAUUUGCUGAAGUUCCCCCCCUAAAAUAUUAAGGAAGAACAGUUUCUUUUUUCUAAAUAAAAGACAUUGCACUCCACCUUUGCAUCCUGAACCAUUGCAAACCAGCUGAUGGCAGAGAAGCUGACUCACCAAGAGUUUUAUAUUCCUGGUACACAAUGCUAAUUUACAAUUCUACAGCACUUUUCAUCCCUCCAAAUCAUAAACCACUUAAAGAAUGCUACAUGUGCCAUUAACAUGCAGCUACCAACCAUGGCUUCAACUAAUACAGCACUUUUUGUUUUGGCCAAUGUCUGUUCACCACUGUUGACUGAGUAGAAUGGGUUACUUGAAAAUGGCUUUGUAUUCUUGUUUAAUAUAUAUUCUUGCACUUAAACAAAGCAAUGCCAUUGUUUACAUGGUGUUGCUUAAGCAGAAGCUGAAAAAUAACAAUGAAAAUAUGACUGUGAAACAGAACGUUGUUAGUCAUUUUCUCUUGCUUGUUUACUGAUUGAUUUUCUUUAAAAAAAAAUAAAAAAAAUAUUUGCUC
Dermochelys coriacea (leatherback sea turtle) is the source of this 2387-nucleotide messenger RNA. RefSeq lists its product as uncharacterized. The record is from RefSeq and is a predicted model, not a curated record. The transcript has 6 exons. The coding region runs from base 182 to 1300 and encodes 372 amino acids. NCBI's taxonomy places the organism in Eukaryota, Metazoa, Chordata, Testudines, Dermochelyidae.